GAAACCCUGUUUCAAAAGAAAAGAAGAAAGAAAUUGUAGAAGAAAGAUAUAAUGGCAUUAAAUAUUUUUAUAAUAGUAAAUUCUGUCUAAUUCUACAAUACUUUGCCAACAUCAGAAAUCUAUGGUGACUGGAUGAGACCUUUUCUCAGUCAUUUAGCCACUGUUAAGGUGUUCGUGCUCCUGUAAACAGCUCUAAUGAAAUUCACUGAAUUCUUAAAAAAGAAAAAGAAAAAAUGGAAGAACAGUUGGGAAGAGGACAGGAGUCAGCAGGCAUAUCAGGACAAGAGGGUACCAAGUAAGUAUGGUCAUGCAUUGCAUGCAUAUGUAGGAAAAUGUGAUGGGACGUCAUGAUAACAUAUAGUAAAUGGGAGGGAAAAUGCACUUUGAGUUGGGCAUAGUGACUCAUACUUAUGAUCCCAGGACUCCCAAUUUCAAAAUAAUGAGAAAAGAACGUGUGUGUGUGUGUGUGUGUGUGUGUAUACAACAUAGGCAUCUCUACUGUAUACAGGCACACAUGUAUAUAUACAUGUGUAUUUGGAUGGGGUUCCUCCCCAACCCAGUGCUAGGGAUGGACUCCAGAGCCUCGUCUGUACUAGGCCACCACCAGCCACCAUGAGCUACGCUCUAGUUCUAUAACAGCCAUGUGAUCUUAUUUGUUCUCUUUUUAAAUUGUGUGUGUGGGUAUGUAUACAUGAGUGCAGGUUCCUGUGGGGGCCAGAGGCAUUGGAUCGCUCUGGAUCUAGAGUUACAGGAGGAUAUGAGUCACCCAACAUGAAUGUUGGGAACCAAAUUUGGGUCCUCUGCAAGAACAGUAUACUCUCAACAGCUCUGCCAUCUCUGCCCCUUACCUGGCCCUCCCUUGGUUCCCUUUAUGCACCCAGAUAGUACUGGUGGAUAAGUGGUAUUAAGUCAAAUGUCUUGGGCUUUCCAGCCCUUCCCUAACAUGGUUGUGCUCUUUUCCUUUAUUGGAAAGAGGGGCGGGGGGUAGAUAUAGAAGGAGAACGCCCUAACCUAACUGCUACAUCAGUCUGCUUUAUAGAUGCGCGGAUGUGGCAGUUGACAUCAGUUGCUUUCUACAUAGGGCUCACCUGACACACCCUUGUCCAGCCCUCCUGGAACCUAAGCUGAAAGACUGUGAGAGUGAGAGAGUGUGUGUUAGGACUGCUGGGAUUCAAGGGUCUCACAUAGGCCAGGCUAGUGCUCAACUAGUUCCUGUUUCAGUCUAAUCUCGCUAGCCAUUCGGAUUUAAGGACAGGGUCUUCUCCCUCAGCAUCUGAAUAGGGGUUAGCCUAUUCAGGUUCAAGGUUAGCCUGGGCUACAUACCAAGACCCUGUCCCAUUGGGAGGAUGGGGGUGGCUGAUAAGCAGUUGCAGGGACAGCAAUUCAGAGUACGGGAAGCUUCAUCUGCCUCCCUGGUCCAUAGUAACUGCCUUCAGACCUCAUGAAGCACACCAACCCAGUCUCAAAUGCAUCAGGAAAAUAGAAUAGGAAAGCGGACCAGGGAGGUCCAGGAGGCUUCUGGGACGGUCUGGAAUGUCCAUCCCAGCACAUGUUCUCCAUCAAGAAAACAGCAGGUCAAGGCCACAGGCAGUAGAUGGAGCAUCUGAAGACUUGCACCCGCCUUCUGUGGUUGGAAGGGUAAAGGAAACUCUCAUGGCCAAGGGCUUGACAGAGAGGAAGCAGAUGAGCUGAGGGAAAAGCGGAGCCGAGCACAGGACAGAACCCAGGCUCUCCAGCGCCCACUGCCUGAGCUGUGUCCCUUUCCACGUCAUACCACACACAGUGUUUAGAUAGAGCAGAGAAGAAACAGACAUCCCGAAUCUCUGGGGAAGGAGGCUGGGAACAGAAAAUGGGCUGUUUAUUCCUGGCAGCGCCGUGUCCAAGGGGUCUUGCACCACUUAGGUCCAGCCCCAGACAGCUCUCCCAGAGCCUGACUCACGCACCGCUGCCACUCGGUGGGUCUGAGACUACCGGCUUCCUCCAGCUUCCUGCUCUGCUCAGUCUCCCCGCAGAAGCCCCGCCUCCCCAGGACCAGGAAUGUGGGCUGCGGGGCAAACCAUGCCAGAGGUCUCAAACCUCCAGCCUGUGGGCUGCAUUUCUCCAAGGGAACAGACGUCCUCCUGCUCUGUGAGGAGGUUUGCCUCAUCUCAAUUCCAGCCAUCUUGCUGCAGUCUCGGCUCCUUUCAGCCCUUAAGUUUGGCCGGGCUCCUCUCCCCCAUCACCCUAAAGCUGCACUUGAUAAACAGUGCAGUCCAGACACAGAACUUGGCUUCCACACAGUGAACAUGCCCUUCUCUCACUAUACCUAAUGUCCUCAGUUUUCCUGUGAAUGAAAAAAUACCAUUCCUUUGAUAUCGUAGGCUCCCUGUCUGCCUUUCCCGGCAGAGUGCGUGUGUGGAGGGGACAGAUGCAGAGAGGAGCAGAAAUCCCGAUGAUGUUAGCAUUUACAGCAAUCAAGUACUCAAGAGCCAAGGGUCGAUCUAGUUCCUGUUACCUCCUUUGCUGGAGGGGAGUCUCUUAUUUCCUUCCUUGGUCUGGUUUUGUUGGUUUGAAACAAGGUCUCACUAUGUUUCUGAAGCUGCAACUCACUGCAGCCUGUCUCAGCGCCACAAGUGCUAGGAUCACAAACCGGCCUCGGGAAGUCAAUUUUGAGCCCCACUGUGCAGAUAAAACUGAGUUGUAUCUGGCGGUAGGAGCGCACGCCUUUAAUCCCAGCACUCGGAAGGCAGAAGCAGGUGGAUCUCUGUGAGUUCGAGGCCAGCCUGGGCUACGAAGUGAGUUCCAGAACAGCCAGGGCUGUUACACAGAGACACCCUGUCUUAAAAACCAAAAAAGAGAAAGAAAAGAAAAACUAAGUUGGGAGAACUUCAACAAUUUGCUCGCACAGCUGAAGCAGUGGGGGCACAGCCAGCCCCGUCGUCGUCAUGACGACCACAGUAUACACCUCAGCCCCAUGGAGGAGGCCGAAUCAGUCACUGGAGCUGACCUCCCCUCACUGCUGUCAAGCAUUGUGUCCACAGGUACCUGUGACACCCCAUGACGUUCCCCACCACAACCCCAAUGGGUGGCUUUUCCUUUAAGAGAAGACAGACAGCAUUGAGAUAGGCUCACUGUAGCCCAGGCUAGCCUCAAACUUACACUGAUCCCCGUGCCUCAGCCUCCCAAAUGUUGGGAUUACAGGGCUUGAACCUCUACACCAGAUCCACUUGUGCCUUAUGCAUACCUCAAAACUUGACUGAGAAAACAGUUGAGGGCUGGGGAGGUAGCUGAGUUGAUCAAGUUGAAAGGUGUGUAGGAUGACCCCAGACUAGGAAGACAAGGCUGGAUUUCUUAACUAAAAGGCUCAUCUAGUGAUGAACGUUGGUGAAGAUUCUCAGGCCCCAACCCUCAACCACAUCACCCCCCCCCCCAUCUUGCAUGCACACUAUUUGGUGUAUGUAGCUAUUUGUGGGCUGCUGUGGCCAUUCAGGGUUUAAACUACCUAAAAUAGCUCUAUUAGCUGGGGGAGGGGGUGGGGGGAGGUGCUAUGUGUCAAACAUUGAUUGGCUGGAAUGCAUUCCCCAGGAAGAGCCUGGCAAUGACAGCAUAGGUUCUCGGAGGUAUGGAAAACCACCUAGGUUUCACGAUGUGGCUAGGGAAGGUUCACUCACACAGGAGGGGAGGCCUCUCAGCAAAAGCCGUCAGGAGGUGCCAAGUCCCACCCCAGAGGUGGAGCCAAGGCUGAGGCCCUCCAGCCUGGACUCCUCCAUCCCUUCAGGAACCCACGCCAGGGCAGAGCCUGAGCCUGGUUCCUGCUGUCCCCAGCAUAGAAGCGACAUGCACUCAUUGGCCAGGACACCAGGCAUGGCCCGAGGAGUGGCAGCUGGGACUCUAUGAUCCCCAGAAGAAGGCCCAGCUAGCAAGCGCCACCUGUUCCUAACAGCCAUGCAUGCUGACUGCAGCUCCAGGCCCUCCAUGUGCCAAGACCCAUGAUGCCACCCAACAACACUGGGGAGGUGGCCAGCUCCAUUCCCACGGGGGCACUGGCGCUUUCCCUGGCCCUGGCAAGCCUCAUCGUCAUCGCCAACCUGCUCCUGGCCCUGGGCAUCGCCCUGGACCGCCACCUGCGCAGCCCACCUGCCGGCUGCUUCUUCCUAAGCCUGCUACUGGCCGGGCUGCUCACAGGGCUGGCACUGCCCAUGCUUCCGGGGCUGUGGAGCAGGAGCCACCGGGGCUACUGGUCCUGCCUCCUUCUCCACAUGGCCCCCAACUUCUCUUUCCUUUCCCUGCUCGCCAAUCUGCUGCUAGUGCACGGGGAACGUUACGUGGCUGUGUUGCAGCCACUGCGGCCCCAUGGGAGUACGCGGCUAGCCCUGCUCCUCACCUGGGUCAGCCCCCUGCUCUUUGCCAGCCUGCCCGCUCUGGGCUGGAACCACUGGAGCCCUGGUGCCAACUGCAGCUCCCAAGCUGUCUUGCCAGCCCCCUACCUCUACCUCGAAGUCUAUGGGCUCCUGCUGCCUGCUGUGGGCGCUGCCACCCUUCUCUCUGUCAGAGUGUUGGUCACUGCCCGCCGCCAGCUGAAGGAUAUCUGCCGCCUGGAGCGGGCAGUGUGCCGCGAUGCACCCUCAGCGCUGGCCAGGGCUCUCGCCUGGAGGCAGGCCAGGGCGCAGGCAGGGGCCAUGCUGCUCUUUCUGCUGUGCUGGGGGCCCUAUGUGGCCACUCUGCUGCUGUCGGUGCUGGCCUACGAGCGGCGCCCCCCACUCGGGCCUGGAACUCUGUUGUCUCUCAUCUCACUGGGCAGCGCCAGUGCCGCAGCUGUGCCCGUGGCCAUGGGUCUGGGCGAUCAGCGCUACACAGCCCCGUGGAGGGCGGCUGCCCAAAGAUGGCUGCGAGUGCUUCGAGGAAGAGCCAAGAGGGACAGCCCGGGCCCCAGCACUGCCUACCACACCAGCAGCCACAGCAGCAUGGACCUGGACUUGAAUUAGGAAACCGGCAGCUACGGUUGCCUCCCGGGAGCCUUCGCCCAUCUCUUCUGCCCUACUUCUUUGGAUUGGAGCCCUGGCUCCUUGAGACCUCACCCUGACCAAAUAAAUCCCUGGCCGCCAUUUCAGGUUAUCUCCUUCCGUAUCUCAACGAGGGAGUGGGACAGGUUGACUGCUCUAGAAGGACCCAGACACAGAGGGAGCACCAAAGAG
Molecule: messenger RNA, 5174 nt
Organism: Peromyscus maniculatus bairdii (prairie deer mouse)
Lineage: Eukaryota; Metazoa; Chordata; Mammalia; Rodentia; Cricetidae
Gene: Gpbar1
Product: G protein-coupled bile acid receptor 1
Biological process (GO): G protein-coupled receptor signaling pathway
Cellular component (GO): plasma membrane
Molecular function (GO): G protein-coupled bile acid receptor activity
Source: RefSeq, a predicted model, not a curated record